GGCGAAAAGUAGGUGUAAUUUUAUUCGUUUUAUUAUCAAAGUUUUGACAACAUGUAUUUCCUAUGACACCUUUGGGAUAUAUGUCAAUAGAAGAAAUUUGGAUAGUGUGGAUACCAGUCAAGAAUAGAAAGCAAAAGCAAGCACAAUUUCCCACCUUCCAAGGAGAAAGAAGAACCCCUUCCAUGGAGCUCAAUUUCCCACCUCUUUUAUUGGACUUUCCCACCUCGUAGAGAACAAACUGGACCAAGUAGCAAUCACCAGUAGCAGAAGAGCCAAGAAGGUAAAGAUGGAGGAAGAGAGCAAGAAGCACUUCAUCCUUGUUCAUGGGAUGUGCCAUGGUGCAUGGUGCUGGUACAAGCUUGCCACCUUGCUGAGGUCGGCCGGCCAAAGAGUUACGGCGCUUGACUUGGCCGCCAGCGGCGUGCACCCCAAGCGCCUCGACGAGCUCCGGUCGUUCUCCGACUACUUUGCGCCUUUGAUGGAGGCAAUGGCCUCGAUUCCAUCCGGCGAGAGGGUGGUCCUCGUCGGACACAGCUAUGGUGGGUAUGGCAUCGCCCUCGCCGCUGAAAAAUUCCCAGAGAAGGUCUCUGUUGCUGUUUUUGUUAGUGCUACAAUGCCUGGUUUCUCUGCUCCCUUAUCAGCCAUUGAACAGGAGUUCUUCAAUAGCCAUCCACCAGAAUUCUUUAUGGAUUCCAAAUUUAUGAUCAGCCAAGACCCUCAAAUCUGUUCGACUUCUAUCGUUCUUGGCCCCAACUACAUGAAGGAAAAGGUGUAUCAGUUAUGCCCACCUGAGGACUUGACGCUGGCUACCAUGUUAGUAAGGCCAGGUAUUCGGCUACAAGAUGACCCAACCAGUGGAGACAUGGUAACAAAGGAGAACUAUGGAUCGGUAAGCCGGGUGUUCAUCUUGUGCAAGGAGGAUCUAUGUCUGGAAGAGAACUUCCAGCGUUCGAUUAUUGCAGAAAGUCCAGGGGUGGAGGUGAAGGAGAUCGAAGCUGCCGAUCACAUGGUCAUGCUCUCAAAGCCCAAAGAGCUAUGCAAUCUCCUGCUUGAGAUUGCCAAUAAGUACAAAUGAAAAAUGUUUCAUGUGAAUGAGGUUAUAGGAAUAUAGUCUGUUUCUAAUGAAUGACUGAUUGGCUUAGCUGUUUUUCUGGCCUUGCAGACGAACCAUAAUCAAAUUGUAUCUUUUCAUAAGUACUCAUGCAAGAAGAAGAGUAAUCAGAGAGGAGGGCGUUGAGAUAAUCCAUUCAAUAAGUAGGCCAAUGCCAUUAUUUGCAAUGUCUAUAAAAAAUGAUGUAUGGAGUCAGUAAAAUAAGGGUUCAUAUAU
This is a messenger RNA of Elaeis guineensis (African oil palm), 1327 nucleotides long. RefSeq names its product probable esterase PIR7A. Gene Ontology annotation, biological process: salicylic acid metabolic process; jasmonic acid metabolic process. Gene Ontology annotation, molecular function: methyl salicylate esterase activity; methyl indole-3-acetate esterase activity; methyl jasmonate esterase activity. NCBI's taxonomy places the organism in Eukaryota, Viridiplantae, Streptophyta, Magnoliopsida, Arecales, Arecaceae. The record is from RefSeq and is a predicted model, not a curated record.